AUUAAUUUUAAAAUGGUGAAGAAUGUUGCUUAAGAGAGUGUGAAUCAAAAACUUUAAUUGGUUGUCAGAUCAGGAAAGAUCACCAUGGGAUAUAAGCAAACAUUGAAGGCAAUCAGAAAUGGAACAGCCAAAUUAGUGUUUAUUUCUAACAAUUGCCCCACAAUUAGAAAGACCCAAAUUGAGUAUUAUGCCAUGUUGGCUCAAAUCACCAUUGUGUUAUAUUAAGGAAACAACGUUGAUUUAGGUACGGGGGGUUUAGAAGGGGACUUUGUUCUUCUUUGAUUUAAUUUAUGGGCAUGAGUGAUUUAAUCUUAUUAUAGGUACCGCCUGUGGUAAAUUACACAGAUGUUCAAGCUUAGCCAUUAUUGAUGCAGGUGACUCCGACAUCCUUACCCAAUAAUGAUUUAAUUUUAUUUUAGUACAAUAUUUUCAUAACACAAAUUAUAGAUAUCCC
Molecule: messenger RNA, 454 nt
Organism: Paramecium octaurelia
Lineage: Eukaryota; Ciliophora; Oligohymenophorea; Peniculida; Parameciidae
Source: the annotation of a GenBank genome assembly